Echinococcus granulosus is the source of this 1395-nucleotide messenger RNA. Its product is annotated as LisH domain-containing protein ARMC9. Gene Ontology annotation, biological process: cilium assembly. The transcript is spliced from 8 exons. The record is from RefSeq and is a predicted model, not a curated record. NCBI's taxonomy places the organism in Eukaryota, Metazoa, Platyhelminthes, Cestoda, Cyclophyllidea, Taeniidae. The coding region runs from base 1 to 1395 and encodes 464 amino acids. Gene Ontology annotation, cellular component: ciliary tip; ciliary basal body; centriole.
AUGAGUAAUUUCCAGGAUGAACAGAACUUAAAUCGUGUGCACCAACUGAUCGAUGAGUUUUUUGACUACUACAGUAUGGACAAGACCAGAAAUAGUUUGGCUGAAGAGUGGCAAAUGGUAAAAAAUGAAAGAACUGGUUUUAGAGAUGAUUGGAAGGUUUUUUUACUUAAAGCCUUUGAUAAAGGUGACUUCCAGGACUUUCGUAAUUGCUGGAACGACCACUUCGGUGGAGAUUCCGGGGAGACCAUGAAAGUUCGACCUUUAGAAUUCUAUUUGCAGCUUUAUUUUAUCACUGUCAACUGGGAUUCAGACUCUGAGGUCAAACGGAAAGAGCGUCUUCAAGACUUCCGAGAAUUUCUGGACACAAAGGGCAAAGUGUUGAGUCAGAUUUCCGAGUUCCUACCAUUCUUUGCAUUCCCGUACGUAGAAAAUCCAAAACUGCACCCAGUAUACCGAGAGUUAUUUGAACCAGACUGGAAUGGUGAAUUAAAGCGCAAACUGAUGGCUUUUCUUGAACCUUCUAAAGAUGAUAAGCGCCUGCUGCCGAAAAUACUGUCUUUAUCAUCCCGACCCAAGGAGGUUCCAAACAAUCAGGAAAGGCAACUGCAGAAUCGCCUCGCAGACGCUGAGCGACGGGUAGCCCAAUCCCAUCAGCGUUUCACCAAAAUCCAGAAUGACUAUCAGACCCUGCUGGGGAUCACCACGGAUCUGGUGGACACACUAGAGGGGGCACUGCGAGGCGAUCACAUCGAGCCCAAUGUGUUGCAGCAGAUCUGCUCACGUCUUGUCGCCUCUCAACGUGCUCCUGGUGGUGGUGUAGGUAGUAGUGGUGCCUUUGGAGACACCCUCACGCAGGCUCACACCUAUUCCACCAAUUUCAGCUACGGUGACACGCUUCGACAGUCACUUUCUCUGCGACUCCCGCAGGAAAGUGGGGGAUAUCAGCAAGAAUGGGGAACAGCGGAGCUUGAUUUUGACAAGAUAAAUGACGCUCUAAAGGGUCCAAAUCAGACACAAAUCUGGCGUCUUUUACAGGCCCUUCGAUGGCGCCUAACCAAGACAAACGUCGAGCUGCGAGAGGCCUAUCUGACCGAGUUCAUCGGUCACGACCUCCUCGAUUUAACCCUCUGGAGUGAUGACAGCCGUCGACAGCACCACUUGAGCGUGCUGGAGCACUGUCUCUGCAGCGUGUCCCCCAAGGUCACUGAAACGACCUCCCGAUUAGUCAAUGCGCUGGCUUCCCUAUCUCGUGGCCGCGCCUACCUCGCUCAAAAUGUUGCGGUGGUCACUCUACUGAGUCAAGAGAUUUUCCGUCUCGAAGGUGGUCACGAAUCCGCCACAAGGGAGAAUCUUAUUGGUGCUUUACAGAAACUCAGUCUCAGGUUACUGACCUAA